Messenger RNA from Piliocolobus tephrosceles (Ugandan red Colobus), 2761 nucleotides. It is a transcript of the gene CDCA5, whose product is annotated as cell division cycle associated 5. Lineage: Eukaryota; Metazoa; Chordata; Mammalia; Primates; Cercopithecidae. Gene Ontology annotation, biological process: mitotic sister chromatid cohesion; positive regulation of exit from mitosis; double-strand break repair. Gene Ontology annotation, cellular component: nucleus. The transcript has 6 exons. Bases 382 to 1140 code for a protein of 252 amino acids. The record is from RefSeq and is a predicted model, not a curated record.
CUGAUCGGCCGCUGCACCAGUUCCGAAGGGCGGCAGCGAUGCUUCGAGGCGAGGAAGGGCAGGGACCACGCUCUCCAAGGAUCUUGCUCCGCACCCUUCAGCCCCGGCCGCCCCGAUUAUCCCUCCGCUGCCACGUCUCUUCCGGGUGCGGCGCGCCCUGAUGACGCCAUCGAGCCCCUGGGCCGCGCCUCCGCUGACGCUAGACGUGAAGACGGGUGGAAAAGAGAGGGGGUCCGAGCGCCGCGGACCUCUCGCCCUACGUCACUUCCGCUUCCUUCUCCGCAGGGCGGGUAAUUCGAAAGUUUUUAGCAGCGAGUGGCCUUCCCCGUUGGCACGCGCCCGGGGCGGCGGCGCUGGAGGAGCUCGAGACCGAGCCUAGUUAUGUCUGGGAGGCGAACGCGGUCCGGAGGAGCCGCUCAGCGCUCCGGGCCAAGGGCACUAUCUCCUGCUAAGCCUCUGCGGAGGUCCCAGCGGAAAUCAGGCUCUGAACUCCCGAGCAUCCUCCCUGAAAUCUGGCCGAAGACACCCAGUGCGGCUGCAAUCAGAAAGCCCAUCGUUUUAAAGAAGAUCGUGGCCCAUGCUGCAGAGGUCCCAGCUGUCCAGUCACCUCGCAGGAGCUCUAGGAUUGCCUUUUUCUUGGAGAAAGAAAACGAGCCCCCUGGCAGGGAGCUUACUAAAGAGGACCUUUUCAAGACACACAGCAUCCCUGCCACCCCCACCCCCACUCCUGUGCCCAACCCUGAUGCCGAGUCCAGCUCCACGGAAGGAGAGCUGGACGCCAGAGACUUGGAAAUGUCUAAGAAAGUCAGGCGUUCCUACAGCCGGCUGGAGACCCUGGGCUCUGCCUCCACCUCCACCCCAGGCCGCCGGUCCUGCUUUGGCUUCGAGGGGCUGCUGGGGGCAGAAGACUUGUCCGGAGUCUCACCAGUGGUGUGCUCCAAAUUCACUGAGGUCCCCAGAGUCUGUGCAAAGCCCUGGGCCCCAGACAUGACUCUCCCUGGAAUCUCCCCACCACCCGAGAAACAGAAACGUAAGAAGAAGAAGAUGCCAGAGAUCUUGAAAACGGAGCUGGAUGAGUGGGCGGCAGCCAUGAACGCGGAGUUUGAAGCUGCUGAGCAGUUUGAUCUCCUGGUUGAAUGAGAUGCAGGGGGGGUGCACCUGGCCAGACUCUCCCUCCUGUCCUGUACAUAGCCCCCUCCCUGUGGAGGGGACACUUAGGGUCCCCUCCCCUGGUCUUGUUACCUGUGUGUGUGCUGGUGCUGCACAUGAAGCCUGUCUGCCUUUGAGGGCUUGGGCAGCAGUGGCAGCCAUCUUGGUUUUAGGAAAUGGGGCCGCCUGGCCCAGCCACUCACUGGUGUCCUGUCUCUCGUCGUCCUGUCCUUCCUAUCUCUCCAAAGUACCACAGCCAGUUUCCAGAUGGGCCGCAGACUGGGGAGGAGAAUCACUGGCCCAGCCAGAAGUUAAAGGGCUGAGGGUUGAGGUGAGGGGCACCCUCUGCUCUUGCUGGGAAGGGUGGCUCCUUGGAAAUAGGCCCAGGGGUUCUGCCAGCCUCGGCCUUUCCAUCCUGAGUUGCCUUCUGUUGGUGGCUUUCUUCCUGAACCCAUCUGCAUAAAGAGGUUUUCGGUUCCGUGGGUUUUCCUUCCAAUUCUGUAAAUAGUCCCAGAGAGAAUUCGUGGGCUGAGGGCAAUUCUAUCUUGGAGGAAGAAGCUGGACAUUCAGCCUGUGGAGUUUUGAAGGAUGUGGGGAGCCUUAGUUGGGUCUCAGACCAUAAGUGUGUACUACACAGAAGCUGUGUUUUCUAGUUCUGGUCUGCUGUUGAGAUGUUUGGUAAAUGCCAGGUUGAUAGGGCACUGGCUGCUUGGAGCAAAGGGGCCACCAGGUGCUGUGGGUUUCUGUGGCUCACGGCCUCUGGGCUGGUGCCUUGCGCAGGGCCCACGCUGGAGUCUUACCACUCUGCUGCAGGGGUGGAAGGUAGCCCCUCUUGUCACCCACACCCAUUUCUUACAAAAUGAGUUACACAGAGUCUACUUGGCCCUAGAAGAAAAAGUUGAAGAAUCCCAGUCUUACUAGCAUUUUGCUAGUAAGUCCUCGGAAACUCCUCGUGUACUAGACAGAGGCGAGGGCUGACAGCAAUUUUAGUUUUUGGCCUCCCUAUCCUCUCACAUGAGAACACUGCCUGGAUGCAUCUCAUGAUCUCUGGAGAAUUUCCCCAUCUUUCUCUUCUUUGAAUACUGAGGAUUCAAUAGUGUGGAUUUGAAGGCUGCCCUGCCCCGACUCUGCCGCUGCACCCCAGUCCAUUGUACCUUUUGAUGUUUAUAAGUUCAUGGAAGUAGACGCUGAGGUGUGCAGAGGAGCUGGUGGAUAACAGAGAAUGCCAGUGAAGAUGAGUGCUGGGUCAGGGUACUUGGAAGAAACGUUGCAGGCCAGGCGGGCCCUAAUAAAACCCUCUGCCAGGCCUGGGAGUCCCAGGCCAUCUGCUCAAUGCUCUGUGCUUUGUCAGACCUGCAAGCAAGCCCCCUUGCCGGGGAAGCCUAGGUGUCCUUGAGCUGAACCGCACUGAAGAACUCUUGUCCUCACUGGCUGAUGUGGCAGAACUCUUGGGAAAUGUCUCAGUCCUGCAGAAUCAGGGGUCACCAGAUGAUGCAGAGUUGAGAUCAUCACUGCAAACUUCUCUGUUCCUGAGGAACUAAAUUUCAGGAGAAAAAUAGGAUUUUGUUUUAUAGUUGGAAAAAAAUCCUGAUUAAAGAUUUUCUGCCUGUUC